Ooceraea biroi (clonal raider ant) is the source of this 4091-nucleotide messenger RNA. Its product is annotated as neprilysin-2. Gene Ontology annotation, cellular component: plasma membrane. Lineage: Eukaryota; Metazoa; Arthropoda; Insecta; Hymenoptera; Formicidae. Gene Ontology annotation, molecular function: metalloendopeptidase activity. The record is from RefSeq and is a predicted model, not a curated record. Gene Ontology annotation, biological process: protein processing.
AUUAUGAUAAAAAAGUUGAAGCGUUCACUGAUUAAGAAUUAAUUCAGGAAUCCUAUCGCCAGUUGUACAAGGUUUUUCGUGCGAUAAACUCGGAAGGAAGUGGCCAACCAAACCACAAUCAGCGUCUUUGAGAGAUUAUAGCGGGAACAUUCAGUAGUAUAUCGUAAGCGCUUCACAGUGGAGAAUCGGACCUUUUUAAAGUCGAUUCUCAUGUGCGUAUUAAUGUACGCGUAGUUAUCGCAGUUAAUUGAUAGAGGAAGAUACCAUGCCCUUUCGUGAAACGUACGAAAUCAAUAAUCGAGAGGAGGGCAAGGCCGCUCAACGAGAUCAAUCUUACAAAAGCUGUGUCCUCGCCCUGCUCAUUUUCUUUUUCCUAUGUCUCAUCCUUAUUGUCUCCUGCAUACCUUGGAAAAUACAAAAUUUGACGGAUAAUACGCAUGACACGGAUCAGCAUAUCGGAAGACAAGAGUCACAGUAUGGAGAGCAGACAAGACAAAUUCUAUCAACAAGACAAAUAAUUCCAGUUACAACCGUGAUUACUCCAACCACAGCGAAAACGACAGAAAGAUACACCAAUAUUGAAGAAUAUGUCGACGCUACAGAACCGCAUAUUGAGUCUUCUUCUCAAGAUAAGGAUGAAGUGAUUACGCCUCUAGCGAUUGUACCUGAAGAAAAGGCGGAUCAUUAUACAACGAAAAUCCUUCAAUAUACGGAAAAUGCGGACAAAGACAUCGGCUUGACCAUGACACGACAUGAUGUGACUGAUGAUGCCAUCGAUACAACUUUAACGUCAUCAAGUACACAAACGGUCCACAUCACCACGAAACAUCAUGAUGUUGGUAUUAUUAGACCUGUUGUUAAUACAAAAUCUGCGGAAGAGAACACGACUGAUGCAUAUUCCUUGAAUGCGAUUCACAAUACGGUGAAAUCGGAAUCUGUUACUGAAAAUUUUACUGAUUUCGAUAAAUUUGAAACAGCGAAAGUUGACGUAAUAACUGAAGAUACUACAGCUUCAACGACGACGUCGAAUCUUUUCACUGAUCUUGAAGAGAGUACAGAUGUCAAAUAUGUCUCUGAUAAGUAUCAUCAUGAGGAACCACAAUUUACCACCAAUACCAGUAAUCUUACUACUUCAACAUCACCUGCUCGAUCAAUUUUUGAAGAAGAUAGAAAUACUGAAGAGUACUUUACAACGAAGAAUUCAAAUUAUGAGGAAUCUGUGACAUCAGAGAAUCAUAAGAUUAAUGAAACUGUAACGACAGAGAGCUCUUUCGUGGAAAAGAAAUACACUGUACCCGAUGAUGAGAAAACUCCACCAACCAUGGAAAUUAAAAACGUAACUGAAGACUCAAACUCGAGCGCGAAUAGCUACAACACCACCGAGAAAUACGAUGAGCACACGACUUCUGAAUCCGCUAAGAAGUACAGUGUAACUUCGACGAAUAAUUAUACGACCACAGCUGCUUCAUCUGCUUUCUACAACAAUACAACCGUUUCGAUCAUUUCGAGAAACCAAGAUGAAAUGCACAUCUCGACCACGGAGAAUAUCAGACCUUCUGACAAGAAUACAACCGUCUGUGAAACAGGACGCUGCAAGCAAGUCGCCGGCACGAUGUUGUCCUACAUGAAUCACUCGGCUGACCCUUGCGAAGAUUUCUACGAGUACGCUUGCGGUGGCUUCGAAGCGAAUCCGCAGCUUAUAGACGGGGAAACGGUUCUGAGAUCCAGAAAUUAUCAACGAAUCGCCAGAGAAAUGUCGAAAAGGGAAUAUAAGGAUUCGACUUUUGUGACGUACUAUAACAGUUGCGUGCAAUACGAAAAGACUAUGAACUUCAGUGAAAGAGCAAAAAUGGCGAGUGAUGCAUUAAGCAGAAUUGGAGAAUUUCACGUACCUGUCACGCGAUCUGAUAAUUAUGUGGACUUUACUGAAUUGUUCACUAACUUAAUAUUACAUCAUAGUGCUCUUUUAUUCGACGUCGUGCCAGAAUUAGAUGAACAGUAUUCUCCGAAUACUUUCACGCUAAAGAUAGGUCCUGCGAUGUACGAGAAUCCUUUUAUGGGUGAACAUGUGGAGGAUCCAUGCUCUGAAGACGAGUUCGGAACACAAGAACAUUACGUGGAUCUUCAAGCUUUGUAUAACAAUUACAAGAGAUGCAAGAAUGAUACGAGAGAACUUAUGAAAUCCAUUAAAGAAGCGUUAAUAGUCCUUAACAUUUUCAAAAAUGUAAAUGGUAACUACCUAGAAUGGCAUACACAACUUGAGUACAUCGAGAACACUGUUCAUACAAUCGACUCUAUUAUAAUGCAAGAAUACUUUUCGCAAUUUCCAUCCAAAAACGAAAUCCGGGAAAAGUAUUCGAUGAAUGGCUACAGUAAAAUUACUUUAGAAGAAUUGGAAAACAAAUGCGCAUUUAUAAAUUGGACCCAAUUAAUUAAUUCAUUAGGAAUAAAUGAAAUAAAUGAUAAUAUCUAUAUCCACACUGCACUAAUUGAGAGUUUACUGAAACUAGAAGAAUUCAGUAUGAAAGAGCCUAUGAGCCUUAACAACGCGAUAAUGGGGUUGUAUGCGCACAAACUUUAUCGCGAGCUAGUCGUGCCGAGACGUAACAACGUGAAAGAUCAUUGCUUGCAAGUGGCUACCUAUCUCUUGCGAUUGGAAGCGUCUAGUUUAUAUAUCUCGUCCUUUGCUGAUCACGAAAUAAUACAAAUAAAUAAAAUAAUCGAAGAUACGUUCAACGAGCUGAAGCAAACACUAAGGUUGGAAAUGCAGAAAGCGGAAUGGGCUAAAGAAGAAGGGCGAGAACGAUUGCUGGAGAAAAUCGACAGUCUCAAGCUCGCAUUGCCUGCGGUUUCCUAUUUCCAAGACAGAGAUUCGCUAUAUAAGGGAUAUGAUAUGCUGUCGAUAUUUCUGCACGACAAUUAUUUUAACAAUUCGAUGAUUCUAUUAAAAAGAUACAGAACUCUGAUGUACGCCGAAGUAAAAGGACAAGUUGACGAUCCGAAGCAAAUUUGGACGUAUUAUGCAACGCCGUUUCAGUCACAAGCUCGAGCAAUCCGUUAUCUGAAUCUUAACGUGAUCCCUUACGGCAUCAUUGAUUGGUCUCUGAUGAACAGCGAGAUUUCUUUCAACUACUUUAUGUUAGCGACACUUGGGAAUUUAAUAGCUCAUCAAAUCGCUCAUCAUUUCGAUGCAAAUGGUAUAUACUAUUGGAACCAUAUCAAAAAUCCCCAAGAUGCCUUAAUGCAUAAAGACAGUUUUACCAAUAUGAAUUUCGAAGAUUACGUGGAUUGUCAAAAAAACAAUUUGUACCAAGGCCCCAUGAAUAUGACGCUACCAUUCACUGAUCAAGUCGUGUCCUUCACAAUCCCGCAGUCCACUUUGAACGAGCGGUUGUCUGAUAUUGUGGGACUCAGAUUAGCCUACGACACUUUGGUUCGUACGAUGUCGGAUGCGGAAGAGGGACUUCCGUGGAUAAAAUUCCGCACCGAGCAAUUAUUCUAUCUUGCCUACGCUCAGAUGUAUUGUACGAAAAAGCCACUCACAUUGUCGUACGUCUCUCUAUACGAGGGCGAGAACUUACCGAGCCGGAUUCGCAUAUUCGUCUCCGCAUCGAGCAACAAACCCCUCGCCGAAAUGUGGAAUUGCGCGUCGGGUUCGCAGGUCGCGCCCAGCGACGUUUGCAGCGUAUUCCCGUAUUUGGACUUCAAGGAGACCAUCUUCACGAUUGCGCAAUGAGGCUCGUUCGCGGAAAAUACGGAUCGAACAGAACUGCCUGCGAACAUUGCGAUCUGAACGAGAAUCUAGUCGAUCGGCGAGUAUGGAAGCGAAAUUCACGUUCAUUCACUUUACGAAUAAAUUUCUCCAAUACGCAGUCGAUUCGACUUAUACAAUCCAAUCGAAACGAAUCGGACAGAUUUUCCGUUUGUUUCUUUUUUUUUCAUUGUUCCGAGAUUGAAUUAGUUUCGCCGGGCGGCUUUCAGUCGCGCGGCUGCGUUUCUAAUUCAAUCUCAACGGAAAGCAAUGACCACGCGUAUUUCGCUUCUAUAUCUCUCUACAGCAAAUCUUAUUCGUGUGCAAUAAAUAUGCGAAA